UACUCCGCACUUCCGGGAGCGCCGCGUGGGUCUUUUCCGUCUGUGAGCUGGCGGCAUGGCGGCCCUCACUGCCCCGGCCAAGCCGCUCCUGUCCCUGAACCCGCAGGAGGAUACCAAGUUUAAGAAGGAGGUGGCGCAGGUACGCCGGCGCGCAACCAAGCAACAGGAGAAACGAAAACUUACUCCCGGAGUAAUCUAUGUGGGCCACUUACCUCCAUCACUUUAUGAAACCCAGAUCCGAGCAUAUUUCUCCCAGUUUGGCACUGUUACGAGAUUCAGGCUGUCCAGGAGUAAAAAGACUGGAAAUAGCAAAGGCUAUGGCUUUGUGGAGUUUGAAUCUGAAGAUGUUGCCAAAAUAGCUGCUGAAACAAUGAACAACUACCUUUUUGGUGAAAGACUCCUGAAGUGUCAUGUUAUACCACCUGAAAAAGUACAUGAAGAACUUUUUAGAGAGUGGCACAUGCCCUUUAAAAGGCCGUCAUAUCCAGCAGUGAAACGGUACAAUCAGAAUCGGACGCUGCUUCAAAAGCUACGGAUGGAGGAGCGAUUUAAAAAGAAGGAAAAAUCUCUCAGGAAGAGGUUGGCUAAGAAGGGAAUUGAUUAUAAUUUCCCUUCAUUAGUCUUACAUAAAAAUGAGGAAAACACUUCAAACACUGGUCCUCAAAAUUCCAGAAAGCACCAGGCUUUACGUAAGAAGAAGAAAGCGGCUUCAGUCACUCCUAACACUCCUGAGAAGACUGUGGAUAGCCAGGGCCCCACACCAGUUUGUACACCAACAUUUUUGGAGAAACGAAAAUCUGAAGUGGCUAAAAUGAAUGAUGAUGAUAAAGAUAAUGAGAUAGUUUUCAAACAGCCCAUAUCUGAUGUAGAAGGAGAAACACAAGAGCCUCAAAUGCCUACAAGUUCAAGGAAAAAAAGACGAAGAAAAAGCAACCACUGAUUCUGAAUGUAUUGUGCAUAGUUCUUCUGAAAAAGGUGAUUUUAUUAUAGAGGCUGAUUCUUUGUAUUUAACUAGAUACAGUGGAAUGCAACCAGUAACUUGAUGGUGGAAGGGAAAAGCUGUCAAUUCAAGUCAGUAGGGAAAGCAGUCAGUGAUUUUGGCUUCCCCGCCCUCGCUGAAGUGCAGGGGGCACCCCAGCUUACUGCAGCCAGGCUCUCGAUGCCUGUGUCCUGUCUCUGCUGCUCUCUGCAGCUUUCAUAGCUGCCUUUAGUUACUCUGCCUUGAGUACUAAACUGUAGCCUUUGUUGUUGCCAUCAAAUAAAAUCUUGCUUGACCACGUACAUGGUUCUCUGUUAGACCAAGUACAUUUAACUCAUCAGAUGGCUGGAACUGGAGGUUAAAUCGUAUGGAGAGUGAGAAGGCCAUCUCAGUAUUAAUAGGGAUUCAUUUAUGUAUAUAUGAUCAUAUUUACGAAUGUUAAAUUAGUUUGGGGUGGGCUAGCAUGGAUUAAUUAAUAACUACAUCUUGUAUAAGGAUCAUCAAUCUGAAAUUAGAUUUCAAGAUUCAAGCAGUGACCACCAAAUAAACUUUUUCUUUAUUUUUUGGUAUGCAAGGGGAACUUGAGUGUCUUGAAGUACAAUUGUUGGUUUUUGCCUUUAUAACUGUCUUUAAGUUUCUGACGCCCUUGAAACGUGCUUUUGUAUCAGCUAAUUCAGGUUCAUUAAAAACAUUCAUUGCCACCAAACAUUUUUUGUUAAAUACUUACUAUGAUAAGAUACUGAGCUGGGUGAAUUGGUUUUACGUAUAUACAAAGAGCAUGUUUUACCUCUGGAAUAGUCCCUGACGCAUAGAAUAUGUUCACUGUGUAUUCACUGAAUUGCAUGAGUAACAGAACUGCGUCCCUUUUUGAACCAUCUGAACUUGUGGAUCUGGAAGUCCAUCUGGUUUCCCCAUCUGGGAAAGCACCAGAUAAGCUGAUUGGUGCAGCCUGUCAGGUUUUGGAUAUUUCUCUGUUCCCGACCACCCCACUGCAACAUGGUACCAUUCAUCAUCACCUCAUGUGUACUGUGCCCCGGAUUCAGCUAAAGAAUAUUUUCCUGGGGACUAGAUUAGGAUCUUCAGAAGAAGUAGCGUGGGUUUGAUUUUCACAUUUUGUAGGGAGAAAAUCAGGAAUCCAGUGGAAGCCCCCGGACCCAUAAAAUACGAAGCUUUGCAGUACGUGGUGUAAAUAAGGUGGAAAGAGUGUACAAUUCAAAACUGUACUGUCAGUAUGACCACAACUGUGUAAAAUUACAUUCUUUUUUAAGUGGGACGUUAAACAUCAGAAUUCUAAUUUGGAAACAAGUGUGUGUUGCUUCUAUAUAUAAUCAUUACACAAAGCUGUAAUGGAAAAGGGCAUUAUUCCACAGACAAGGGUCAGUUGAAGCCAGACUUUUCACAUGCUGCAUAUUUGCCCUGAGACAGGGCAGCAAGUGAAUAAACACUUAACACGGUGUGAAAAGAGGUUUUCUCUUGGUAGCAUUAUUUGGAAUACAGUACAGCCAUAUCCAAGGCAACUGAUUGCUGUGACUGGAAAUUGUCACCCUGGCUGACCGAUCACAUGCUAGUAUGAACCCCAGUCUCACUGCGAUACAGCAAAGGCUAUUCAAAGACAGACACAAGGCAGGCGAGGUAGGGCAGCUGUCCCCGCACAGUGGCUGUGAUGCCAAUGGCUGCUUUCCUUAGCCCACAACUGUGAUACAUGUGUGUAAAUACUUCUGCACUUUCUGUAGGCAGAAAUAAUGAUGUGGCCAAAACCUCUAACUAUGUUGUGGGUCAUCCUGUGGACCACAAGGCAAUCAACUGUCCUGUGGUCCAAGUCCUGCUUCAGGGUUUUGUUUUACGUUCUUUAUGGUUGAAAAAAAUCAAGAGGUAUAUUUCAGGGAGUUCCCUGGUGGCCUAGUGGUUAGGAUCGCAGGCUUUCACUGCUGUGACCCAGGUUCAAUCCCUGGUCAGGGAACUGAGAUACCACAAGGCAUGUGGUACAACCAAAAAAUAAAUAAAUUUCAUGGCACGUGAAAAUUCUAUGAAAUGUAAAUUUCAGUGUUCAUGAAUAAAGAUUUAUUG
Molecule: messenger RNA, 3046 nt
Organism: Hippopotamus amphibius kiboko
Lineage: Eukaryota; Metazoa; Chordata; Mammalia; Artiodactyla; Hippopotamidae
Gene: NIFK
Product: nucleolar protein interacting with the FHA domain of MKI67
Exons: 7
Coding region: 56-940 (294 amino acids)
Biological process (GO): maturation of LSU-rRNA from tricistronic rRNA transcript (SSU-rRNA, 5.8S rRNA, LSU-rRNA)
Cellular component (GO): nucleolus
Molecular function (GO): RNA binding
Source: RefSeq, a predicted model, not a curated record